AUAAUAAAUCGCGGAAAAGAAGAAAGCAUUAUCAAGAUGUAGACUUGAUCUGCAAUCCCAUAGCAAGGAACCCACUAUCUCCGUCUGAUGGGGUCGUCUAUCUGUAUGACGUCGCCAUCCAUUAUGAAUGACUUCAUGGCACAGGAUAAUAAAGAAGGGUAUCUAUAUUGAAGUGGUUAAACAUCAUGGCCGAGAAGGAUAUAGAACCAGGAACAAUGCCAUCGAUUGAGACACAACCCAAGCCCGUGGUCAGGAAUCCUAUAGCCAACGACGCAGCCCCGACCGACAGUCAUAUACUAGCUCGGGCAGACCAUGGAGAGAAAGGAUUAAUACAACAAUCUGGCGUGAAGGAAGAGACCACUGACGUUGGGUGGACUCAAUCGCACCAGGAAAUUAGGGAGCCGCUGGUAGCGGGACUGUCCAACGAAGAUCUAUGGCUGCUGGUCAGACGUUUCAACAAGCAAAUAUACUACGUCAAAGCAGUAUCAGAUGCACCGCUCCAGAAACUUGACCUCAACCGGGCAGAAGAUGAGGAAUUCUCCCCUGAUAAAUUAAGGGCAACAAUUGAAAGGUUCUAUACUACAGUAGUAGUUGGACUCACCUGCGCUGUCAAGCACAUUGCGCGGUUGCGAUCUUGGAGAGAGCCUCGGCGAACAGCAGCAUUCUGCUCAGUCUAUUUUACAGCAUGGCUGUUAGAUUUGGUAGUUCCAAUGCUUCUCGGCGUCCUCGUCGCGUUGGUCGUGGAGCCUCGAUGCCGCGAGGUCCUCUUCCCUCCAGCCCCCAUCGCACUGGUCAGUUCUUCUACUGGUGGCGUUCAGAAGCCCAAAGCCGGUGUACUUGGAUCGCACGACAGUAUAACUGGAGCGCCAGAAAGGUUGAAAGGCGAAGCAGCGGAGCAAGAAGCCAGCAAUUUCGUCGCCAGUGUCGCCAGUGUCGCCGUGGGAAGUGCUGCCGGCAAGCACGACCAAGCUUCGCCCACAGAGGAAACGGUGGAGAAGGAUGUCCCGGAUCCCAUGGAAAUCGUUUCGCGGACGGCUGAUGCGCAGACUGCGGCAAAAGGCGAUGUCCCGGCCGAUACCCACGACAAGACCAGACAGCCUAUGAAGCAGGCAGUGAUGGAGAAUGCAAAUCUGGCGAUGCGAGUGAUGAGUGAUAUCACGGACACAUACGAGCGGUUUGCAAACGCUCUAUCCCCGACACCCCCGUUCCAUGUUCUAGAACCUCGCCUAAGAUUGGCAGGUGUCUUGACGGGAGGCUGCCUUGUUUCCUUGUUCAUGUCUAGCUAUAUGCUUAUCAAAGUCAGCGGCUUUUUCCUUGGAAUUGGUUUCUUCGGGGAUCCUCUCUUGUGGCGUGUUGCAACGUACUUGAAUCGGGAGUACCCUCACUGGGAGAAACUCUUGGAACUGCAAAACUCUCUCCUCAAGGGAGUCCCUACAAAUGCCCAACUCACAGUGACCCUUCUUCGAAUCGGCGAGGCAAACACUGCACCUCUCCCACCACCACCACCCGUUGGCCUCGAAAAACCACCCUCGAGACCUGCCUCGAUCAACCACGAAGAGCUGAGCACAACCCUGGACGUUCCAGAAAGCGAGAUCGAACAAGCAGCGUCUGCUGAGCCAGCAUUCGAACCCGGCGGCACCCAUGGAGAAACAACACAGUCAUCCCCACCCAAGAAGACCUGGAUGUCAAGCAUUAUGAACGUCUUCCGCGGAACAACCGCCGCGGGGGUACGAAGCAAACUGGCCGUUGACCAUGUCAAAGCCGCCGCCGGCUCGAAAGCAGCCCGGAACCGCAUCGGCAUUCUCCGCCGCAAGGGCGGCGUCUCUCUCCCCGUGGGACCCAUCGAAUUCAACGCACGAUACCAGGGGAAACGGGGUGCUGCCGUGAUCGACUCCUCCAAGGAACAGCCAUUACUAUACUUUACUACGGACUCUACCGCCGACAGUAAUACUGACAACGCCAUCGAAGAAAGGAAAAAGGGAAGCAUCCUCUUCUCCAUGCCCGUCACUGAUAUCCGCGAAAUGCGCAAGCUAGGCGGGAUGGGCUGGAAGGGCAAAUUGGUCGUUGGGUGGGCGGUGGGUAGUAGUAAGGAAGUUGUGGACGGCCUGCUCCUCAGGGGAAGACUGCCGCACCAGGUGUUUCAGUUGACGGCGAUGCGGACGCGGGAUGAGUUGUUCAAUCGGUUGGUGGCUAUUGACGGACAGGUUUGGGAGAGCUGUUGAUUGAUUGAUGCGUGUGUUUGUGCUAAGAUUGUCCCAGGUUUGGAAAUAAUCCUACUACUGUCAUUCGAUUCUUCUUUUUGGAUCAUUCAAUAAUUUCGUUAUUGGUGGUAUCUUCACUGGUAAUGUCAAUUUCAAGGAUAUACAGAGUACAAAAACUUGGUUAUGGAUAAAGAAAAAGCAUUGAUAAGUCAUGUAUAUAUACUAUAGACUGAGAUAUACAGGCC
Messenger RNA from Penicilliopsis zonata CBS 506.65, 2446 nucleotides. RefSeq lists its product as hypothetical. The record is from RefSeq and is a predicted model, not a curated record. NCBI's taxonomy places the organism in Eukaryota, Fungi, Ascomycota, Eurotiomycetes, Eurotiales, Aspergillaceae. Bases 186 to 2222 code for a protein of 678 amino acids. The transcript is spliced from 6 exons.